AUGAUCCCCGGUCGAGUUUUCACUACGACCCUAGUACUUAACAUGAUCCUCGACCCAGUUUCCACUAUGAUCCCACGCCCGGAAGCCAGUAUGAUCCGCGGUCGAGUUUCCAAUACAAUCUCCGGCCCAGUUUCCAGUAUGAACAACAGCCAAGUACAUUUCAUGAUGCCACAUCCUCAGCUACUUGGGCCAAUGGUUCAUAAUCAAGUCCCCACCAAGACUUCUCACCUUUGCAUCGACCACAACAAUAAUGGCAACAACAAUGGCAGUCCACUCCCCACCAAGACUACUCACCUUCGCAUCGACCACAACAAUAAUGGCAACAACAAUGGCAGUCCACUCCCCACCGUAUGA
Molecule: messenger RNA, 354 nt
Organism: Linum trigynum
Lineage: Eukaryota; Viridiplantae; Streptophyta; Magnoliopsida; Malpighiales; Linaceae
Source: the annotation of a GenBank genome assembly